Oryza brachyantha (malo sina) is the source of this 2409-nucleotide messenger RNA. Its product is annotated as berberine bridge enzyme-like Cyn d 4. The transcript has a single exon. Bases 75 to 1691 code for a protein of 538 amino acids. Gene Ontology annotation, molecular function: oxidoreductase activity; FAD binding. NCBI's taxonomy places the organism in Eukaryota, Viridiplantae, Streptophyta, Magnoliopsida, Poales, Poaceae. The record is from RefSeq and is a predicted model, not a curated record.
UUCGAUCCCACUAAUCCCAGAUUAUCAUCUGAUCGACGUUGGUGACACGAGAAAGCCCCGGAGCAGAACCGAACAUGUCAACGACGCCACCGGCGUCACGCCGGCUCCUCGUCGUCAUCCUCUGCGCGCUCGCGCUCGCGCUCUCCUGCAGCCGCGGCAUCGCCGCCGUCUCGUCCGUCGCCGGCGAUGACGCCGCGUUCCUCCGCUGCCUCUGGGCCGCUGUCCCGCAACGGCUGGUCCACACCCGGGGCUCCCCGUCCUACGCCGCGGCGCUCGUCUCCUCGGUACGGAACCUCCGCUUCGUAGCGCCGGGGACGCCGACGCCGCUCGCCAUCGUCGCGGCCGCCGAGGCGAGCCACGCCCAGGCCGCGGUGCGGUGCGGCCGCCGCCACGGUGUCCGCGUCCGCGCGCGCAGCGGGGGCCACGACUACGAGGGGCUCUCGUACAUGUCCCUCGACCGGCGCGAGCGGUUCGCGGUGCUCGACCUCGCGGCGCUCCGCGAGGUCCGCGUGGAUGCGGAGCGCGCCGAGGCGUGGGUCGGGUCCGGCGCCACGCUCGGCGAGCUCUACUACGCGGUGGGCGCCGCGAGCCGCACGCUCGCGUUCCCGGCCGGGAUCUGCCCGACCGUCGGCGUCGGCGGCCACAUCAGCGGCGGCGGAUUCGGCACCCUGAUGCGCCAGUACGGCCUCGCGGCGGACAACGUCCUCGACGCCGUCCUAGUGGACGCCGACGGCCAGCUCCUGAACAGGACCACCAUGGGGGAGGACCUCUUCUGGGCCAUCAGGGGCGGCGGCGGCGAGAGCUUCGGCGUCGUGCUGUCCUGGAAGCUCCGGCUCAUCCGCGUGCCGGAGACGGUCACCGUGUUCACCAUCCGCCGCGCACGGAACCAGUCCGCCACCGACCUCAUCACCAAAUGGCAAGAGAUUUCGCCGUCCCUCCCUGGGGACAUCAUCCUCCGUGUCGUCGUGCAGAGCCAUCACGCGCAGUUCGAGUCCCUGUUCCUUGGCCGGUGCAGCCGCCUCGCCCGCCUCAUGCGAGCCCGCUUCCCGGAGCUCGGGAUGACGCAAUCGGACUGCGAGGAGAUAACCUGGGUCCAAUCUACCGUCUACUUCGCCUUCUACUCCAGCUCCGAGCCACUGGAGCUGCUCCUGGACAGGGGCACCAAGCCGGACAGAUACUUUAAGGCCAAAUCCGACUACGUCCAAGAGCCCAUCCCAAGCCACAUCUGGGAGAGCACAUGGGCAUGGCUGGAGGAGCACGACGCCGGGCUGCUCAUCCUGGACCCAUACGGCGGCGAGAUGGCCCGCGUCUCGCCGGCGGCGACCCCGUUCCCGCACCGCAAGGGUAACCUGUACAACCUCCAGUACUACUCGUUCUGGUUCGAGCACGGAGCAGGGACAUUGGAGAAGCAUCUGAGCUGGGUCAAAGGACUGUACAACGUGAUGGGGCCGUACGUGUCCAAGAACCCAAGAACUGGCUAUGUCAAUUACAGGGACAUCGAUCUUGGCAGGAAUGAGAUUGAGGGCAAUGUAACGAGCUACACGAAGGGUAGGAUUUGGGGCGAGAAGUAUUUCAAGGGCAAUUUCGAGAGGUUGGCAGCGGUGAAGGCCAUGGUUGAUCCUGAUGACUUCUUCAGGAAUGAGCAGAGCAUCCCCCCUCUUCCUGCUGCAAAGGGGUGGAGCUCCAUUUAACUGGACCACUGUUCUUUGCAUUUUAGUAGGCCUAAAGAGCUUGCCAGAAAUAAGUAUAGUGGUCGAAGAUUCAUGGAUACCAGAGCUAUGAACAUAUGUUCUCAAGUCCCUGGACUACUGAACUGGAGAAGAGUUCCUCAGAUAUGUGGUUUGAAUUGCUUAGGAGCAAAUAUCUUAAUCAAAUGGCUUCCUUCUUCCGAGCUCAUCUAUAGGUGCCUCGCAGUUCUGGAAAAAGGGUUACAUGAAAUGAAAUAUAUUUUGUGAGGGAAAAAGGUAAAUAAUGGAGCUAGUACAUCCUUCCUGGGAGAUGUUUGAUGCAGUAGUGCAAGAUUUAUAGGAUCCGCAGGCAGCAAACACGCUCCGUGAAAGAAUUUAUGAAGUGACGUAAUUGGGAAUUAGAGUUCAGGUGAUACUUCACUGAAGAUGAUGCGAUUUAUUGUCAGGAAUCAGUGAUUAGAUGGGAGAAUGAGAGUUAUCUAGUGUGUUUACGGUAGAUAGAGAUAGAUAAAUAUAUUACCUUGUGCAGUUAGUUCACUUUAAAGGGAACUAGGGUGGGUCUGAAUUUUGUAAAUUAUGUCAAAAGAAGGAAAUAGUGGGUCAUAGAGACUUGUAGCUUAUUUUGCAUGGUGUGCCAUUAGAGGUAUGGGAGGCUUGCAAUUAGGGUUUAUAUAUUGGACUUUAAGCGUUAAAUGGACUGCUCAAUCUUACGUGUUUUAAA